GCUGGCUGGAUCAAAUCAUAAUUUGUCAUCGUCCUUAUCAGAAAUGAGUGAAAGCUGAAGUUAGAUCAAAUGUCUGGUGCGUCUCCUCUCCAGACCGUGUGCCAUGGCUACGGUGUAUUUCUGUUUGUGGUUCAUCCUGAAGCUAACUUUGGUUACAGGUCUAUCUCCGCUUUACGUCCUUAAGGGCAGAGAGGUCAUCUUGACUCUGGCCCUAAACAAACCCCCUGAUGACAUUCUGUGGAAGCACAAUGAGGACAAAGUGAUCACGUUUGAUGGUACAGAUGAGCGCGUGUUUGAGCCAUAUCACGGCAGGGUAACUCUGUCCAGGAACACAGCCACACUGACCAUCUCAGACAUCAGAUGAAGACAGUGGAGAGUAUGUUCUGGACGCCAUCAUCGGCGUGAGGCUGCACCGCUCACAAUAUAUGCUCAAGGUCCUAGACAAAGUUUCCAAACCUGUGAUCAGAUGUGAGAUGAACAGUACAAAACAGAACAGUACUAUUACUUCUGCAACACUGUUCUGCUCUUCACCGUCCAACACUCCAGAAGCUCUGACGUUUAUCUGGAGACUGGAAGGUAAAAGCGAGUUGGGCCAAACUUUACCCAUCGCCCUGGGCAACGGGCACGAUGACAUCACGUACAGCUGCACCGCAAAUAACUCCCUGCAGGAAGAGACCAGCACCUUCAAGGCCAAAGACUGUUACACAGCAGAAGAAACUCAAGAGCAUCUGUCUAUAGUUUUACCCAUUGUCAUUGUUUCCAUAAUUCUGUUGGCAUUGUUGGCGUUUUCUUCAUCAUAUAUUCGUAUCGAAGAAAGAGAGCAUGUUCAAAAAUGGGAAAGAAUGACGACUGUGAAAAACAGCUGAAAGCAGCAGAGCAAAAUCAAGAUGAGUCGAAGCCAUUAAUAACAA
Boleophthalmus pectinirostris (great blue-spotted mudskipper) is the source of this 911-nucleotide messenger RNA. RefSeq names its product SLAM family member 8-like. Lineage: Eukaryota; Metazoa; Chordata; Actinopteri; Gobiiformes; Gobiidae. The transcript is spliced from 6 exons. The coding region runs from base 426 to 866 and encodes 146 amino acids. The record is from RefSeq and is a predicted model, not a curated record.